Histoplasma mississippiense is the source of this 885-nucleotide messenger RNA. RefSeq lists its product as hypothetical. NCBI's taxonomy places the organism in Eukaryota, Fungi, Ascomycota, Eurotiomycetes, Onygenales, Ajellomycetaceae. Gene Ontology annotation, biological process: cilium assembly. The record is from RefSeq and is a predicted model, not a curated record. The coding region runs from base 1 to 885 and encodes 294 amino acids. The transcript has 2 exons.
AUGGCACCCUCAGCAACGACGAUCAACUCCUCCGCCCCUCGCCUCUCCUCCAACGACUCCGCUGUCCUCCAAGCCCUCUUUGACGCCGAGGCAUCCCCCCGCAAUGCCUCGGCCAGCAUCCAUGUCGACCCUUCUCUCCCCCAGCAACUACCUGGCAUAUCCCCAACCGAGCUCUCAACACUGCAAGCGCUCGAACGCGCCGCGAUAAUCCCCUUACAAGCAGACACAGAGGCGGAGCAGAUACGAGACGCCGUGGCGAAGCUGACGGCCAUCAUUGAGACGAAUAAGGGCUAUGCGUCAGCAGAUAACGAAGCGGUGGACCCCUACCAGGAGGCGGAGGACGACGACGACCAGGAGUUGGCAAAUAUGAUCUUCUCCGACCUCUCAACGGCAAUCGCACUCCUCACUCCAUCUCCCGUCUCCAACUCGUCCUCCGCAUCUUCCUCCGCACCAUCACAACAACCACAGCACCGACCAACCAGCCUCUCCCCUCUGCACGCCCGCAUCAUCGCGAACGCCCACACCCACCGCGCCUACAUCCUCUACCGCGCUUCUCGAGCCCUCUCCACAUCCACCACAUCUCCACCUAACGCCGCAACCGCACCACUGACUCUCCCGCGCCACCUGCAGCACAAAUCCGCGCAGCAACUCGAAGAGAUGGCCAGCAUGGAUUUCCAGCUGGGCGGGUGCUAUGGGAACGACAUCGCGCGCCAGCUGGCGAUCAAGACCAAUCCGUACGCGAAGAUGUGUGGGGCGAUCGUUAAGGAGGCGAUGAGGAAGGAGAUGAUCGGUGCAGUUGGGCAGGGUCAAUGGGACGGGGACGGCGACGGGGACGGCGACGGCGACGGCGGCAGGGAUGGGGGUGUUGGGGGGUUUGUGGUGUAG